Molecule: messenger RNA, 3272 nt
Organism: Vitrella brassicaformis
Lineage: Eukaryota; Vitrellaceae
Source: the annotation of a GenBank genome assembly
CGAAGGCCUCUGCACAUGGUGCACUGAAGCAUGAACCGUAAGAGCAUCUCGUUGUGGCAUUCUCUGCCCUUGUCCAUCAUCGCCGUCAUGGGACGUAAGUGCACAGAUCGGGUGCGUCCGAGAUGAACGAAUUGUGCAAGUGUUUCUGUGCAUGCUGCUAUCAGUAUCGACGUGGCAGAAUCGACGAGAGAUGAGGCGGAAGGCUAAAGGCAAACCCCUCCCGACAGGUCCGGCCAGCUGACCUCGCCGCUGUGAGGCGGAUGGAUGCGUCCAUCCAUUCAUUCAUUCAUUCAUGUGUCUUCUGUUGGUGUGUUGGGCGUUUCAGAGGCCGAGCGUCGCGAGAUAUUCGACGAGGGAGCGAGGGGGUGGGAUGCCAUGGUCUUCUGGGAUGAACUCGUAGGCACGGGGUGGCACCGCAGAGCACAAGACAACAGUGCAGAGCCACAUGGGCCAUUUAUUGAUUGUAUGUGUCUGUCCAUCUCUUCUUGUGCUGGGUGCGGUGCGGUGCGGUGGCUGCAUUGCAGAGUAUGAGUUUGACGAGUUGGAGGUUCGAGGUGAUUCGCCGGGCGUACGGCCACGUGCUGGAGGUGGCCGUCGGGACGGGCAGGAACUUCCAGUUCUAUGACCACACCAAAGUCAAAAGCAUCGUGGUGGGGGCUGGCAGCCACGAGGCAGUCAGUCACUUUGUCAGGCUCAUGAAUGAAACCUGCCUGGCUUGUGUGUGUGUCUGUCUGUCUGUCUGUUCCCCCGCCGGUGACUAGGCAGUGGACUUCAGUGAGGGCAUGCUUGAUGUAGCGGCAUCAAAAAGAAGUGAGCAACCCAACCGGCCUGCCCCUCCCUCUCUAUCUAUCUACUGUUGUGGUCCCUGGAUGCGAUGCGAUGCGAUGCGAUGCGUUGUUUGUGUGUGUUUGUUUCCACAGAAUACAUUCAUCAGGCCAUCCCCGUGCAGUUUGAGGUUGCCGACAUACUGCACUUGGACUUCCCAGACGACACGUUCGACACUGUCGUCGACACGUUCGGUAGGGAGCGACGUGUUCGAGCUAAAUGGACCACACACAAGAGUUCUCUUUGCCCGCAUUGCGUGACUGCGUGUUGCUUGCUUUGGAAGGCAUCUGCUCUUUUGAGAAGCCAGUUGAAAGCGUCAACGAGAUGGCGCGGGUAUGUCAAAGACAACCAAAGGAAUGCGAUUGGGUCCCCCCAUGGGUGAUGCCCGUGUGGUGUGUGUCUGUGUGGUGGUGUGUGUCUGUGGGUGUAGGUCCUGAAGCCCAAGGGAUCGGUAUUGCUGCUUGAGCACGGUUGUGGCACCUGGAAUUGGAUGAAUAUGCGGCUCGACAAGUUGCUGGCCGAGCACGUCCACAAAUAUGCAUGCUAUCACAACAGGUCAGGUGACUAUAUGACGACAGCGAAACGCAUAUAUGGGAAGAGUGGUUGAUUCAUACCAUCCAUCGGUUGUGUGGUGUUGUGUGGUGUCCAGGCCGAUCGACCAGAUAGUGCGUCAGGCGGGCCUGGAGGUCAUCAGGUGCGAAAGAAGACACUCGGGUGAGCUACAGGCCUACAUAACGAUAACCCACUCACUCAAUGUUCCAUGCACUCACUGCACACAUGGAUGUUUGUCAGGCACCUCUUACUUCAUCUACGCCACCAAGACAUGUCAUGGGAAGCCGCCAACACGCAUGGAGACGGAGGAGAAAACAGACGAGACAAGCAGCCAGCCAACGGCUACAGACGAUCAUCAGGCAGGGCAAGCAAGGCAGUCUACAAGUGAUAGUGCACCCGCGCAGUCAGAAACACCACAAAAGACAGCGAGACAUGCAGAAGACACCUAAGAAUGGCCCACAGCAACAUAAUUGCAUCCAUCCACUUUGGCAACAAUGAAAACCAGUGCGUGUUCGCAUACCUUUCCCACUCACACAAAUAAUGGCAACAAUGUACGAACAUGUUCCGGACAUUGGCGUUUUGCCUGGCUUGCUAACCGCCAUUGAACUGAGACCUGAGACAUGCCAUAUACUGCACACGCAGAGGUGGCGUCAGAGUAGUUAUACACGCAGAGAAGGAGGAUUAAUUUGACGCCAACCAACAAAGCGGAUGCAGUUUCAUGCAGCCUUCCUACCUGUGUGUGAUCCCCAAUGGCGAGAUGACGCGAAGGAGGGGAAAUAGGGGACAUGCAAGUCAAGCUCGCAGUCGAGAUUUUCGCGACGAGAGACGGCCGGCAACCUUUCGUUACAAUCAGGACCCCAACUCAUCAGGCCAGAACGAGGCCAUCCGCGCCUUGUGCGGCGCCUGACGAGGUCAUGCAUGAAGGGGGACCCCGGGGUCCCCCUUCAUGCAUGAUGAAACGAAGCAUUGCUGGCUGUCUGCUGCUUACCGUGCUGUCUACCGUGCGUGUUCAGGCCGCCCGCCACUGUUUCCGUUGGGACGCCGUCGUGGAGGAGGUUAAGGAAAAGUUCAAUCGCUUUGAGUGUGGCAGAUACCGUCGUCAUCCAACUGCGCAUGCUGCAGGCGGGUCACAUCCUCAGCCUCUGGGCCCGCAGACGAGCGCUGAAGGUGAGGUUGGCCGGCACCGACCAUGUGGGGAGCGACUAUCUGUUCCACUAGGAGACCGCCAACCCCAUGACCUCCUCCCGCAAAAGAGACCGCUUGCUGAAAACCGGCAUCCCCUCGGUGCCCGUCUGGCCUGGAAGAGGCCAAGACUCUCAGCCGCACCCACGCCGUCCCGGCCUUCUGCACAGAUAACCACCGCCUCGUCGCGUAUCUGUUCUUCGACCCGAAGGAGCAGGACAGGAUCGGCCAGACAGUGGCAGGCAAGCCGCUUGCCGGGACACCCGAAAUGGGGGUAAUCGUUGCCCAGCACACGAGACUGGACAUGAAAGAGAAAGGACAACACCCUUGCAGCGUGCUCCAGUCUCCUGUCACCGUCGACUACUUCCGCAAGCUCUCUUGACACUCAUUGGUGAGUGUGUGAACAGGGGAGAAAGAGGUUAGUUAGUUGGUGAAUGGGCCUGUUUGUGUGUGAGCAGGCGCCUGCCCCUUCCCACUGCCCCGCUUCGAAGCCAUUGUUCGCUACGUGGAGCCAGUCGUGGCGCGUGUCUCCGAUAAGGUCAUGCAGCUUUGGCCGGAGGACUGCGGCACCUUCAAGGGCAUGGAUGAUGCCCUGGAGGUCGCCCGCUACGCCAUCUGCAAGUAGCGAGUCAAGAAGUUGUUCGAGGACUUCGUCCCGCCGAGCGACCCACCAACGCAAGCCGAGAUAGUGGAAGCACGAUCUUAUUUUGAGC